Molecule: messenger RNA, 3239 nt
Organism: Pipistrellus kuhlii (Kuhl's pipistrelle)
Lineage: Eukaryota; Metazoa; Chordata; Mammalia; Chiroptera; Vespertilionidae
Gene: GPR146
Product: G protein-coupled receptor 146
Exons: 2
Coding region: 173-1174 (333 amino acids)
Biological process (GO): G protein-coupled receptor signaling pathway
Cellular component (GO): membrane
Molecular function (GO): G protein-coupled receptor activity
Source: RefSeq, a predicted model, not a curated record
GGGCAGACCCAGCCGCUGGCUUGCGGCCAGCCACUGCUGAGGGCCCUGGGGACAGCGGAGCGGGUGGGUAGGCAGGCGGCCUGCAGGUGGUGCUGCUGCCUCAGCGCAUUCUGUGCCCUCCAACCCCAGGGACAGCACUGAUCAGAGGCCCAGAAGCCAGCUGCCCGGCGCCAUGUGGAGCUGCGGCCCGCUCAACGGCACAGGCCGCCGCGAGGACCAGCUCCUGUGCCAGCACACCCACCUGGUGCUGCCGGCCUUCACCCUGCUCUACCUGGCGGUCGGCGUGCCUGUGGGCCUGUGCUACAACGCGCUGCUGGUGCUGGCGAACCUGCAGGACCAGGGCAGCAUGACCAUGCCCGACGUCUACUUCGUGAACAUGGCCGUGGCCGGCCUGGUGCUCAGCGCCCUGGCGCCCGCGCACCUGCUGGGCCCCGGCGCCUCGGGGUGGGCCCUGUGGGGCUUCAGCAGCGAGGCCCACGUGACGCUGCUGGUCCUGUUCAACGUCUGCUCGCUGGUGACCAUGUACUCCACCGCCCUGCUCAGCCUCGACUACUACAUCGAGCGUGCGCUGCCGCGCACCUACAUGUCCAGCGUCUACAACAGCCGGCACGUGUGCGGGUUCGUCUGGGGCGGGGCCCUGCUCACCAGCUUCUCCUCCCUGCUCUUCUACAUCUGCAGCCACGUGGCGGCCAGGAUCGUCGAGUGCGCCAAGAUGCAGCACCCGGAGGCCGCCGACGCCAUCAUGGUGCUCAUCGGGUACCUGGUGCCCGGCCUGGCCGUGCUCUACGCGCUGGCGCUCAUCGCGCGGAUCCGCAAGGAGGACACGCCCCUCGACCAGGACUCGGGGAGGCUGGACCCCUCAGUGCACAGGCUCCUGGUGGCCACCGUGUGCACGCAGUUUGGGCUGUGGACGCCGCACUACCUGACCCUCCUGGGGCACACGUGCCUGGCCCUGUGGGGGGGCGCCGUGGCCGGGCAGCACCCGGGGCUGCUGCUCUUCGCCAAGGACCUGUCGCGGUGCCUGGCCUUCUCCAGCAGCGCCGUGACGCCGCUGCUGUACCGCUGCAUCAACAAGAGCUUCCCCGGCAAGCUGCGGCGGCUGCUCAGGAAGCUGCCCUGCGGCCGCCGCGGCUGCUCCGCGGACCAGGCGGGGGCCCAGCAGGUGCUGGCGUAGGCGGCCGGGGGCCGGGGCCAGCCCGGAGGCACCGCUCGGGCGCAGCCUGCGGGCUCGGUGCCCGCCCACCACACCGAGCCGUCGCUCAGCUGGUCACAGCACUUUGCCACUGGCUGUACACGGGAGCGCUCGGCCGGCACACACGGUGGUGCAGGCGUGUGCUCGGGACCAGUGCCUGUGCGGAGGGGAGCUGUGCCCGGGCCCAGCUCCUGGAGGCGGGCGGCGCCCUGGCGGCCUGCCACUCAGCCUCCCACGGGCUUUACGAAUGAAGUGAUGGAAGUGAAAGCCAGUAUUUAUACUCGUGUUGUUGGAAUGCUUGACCCCCACCUUAGGUUUGUUUAUAAAGAGAUGCUUGAAAGAAAAGCUGCCGAGUGUUAAAACGAAGGAAACAGGAUGGCACACAUGAGGGGGGGGGGGGGGGGCUGGGCAGGGUCCUGUCAAGGGGAGGCCAGGGCGUACGUGUCCCAGUGGGACCCAGUGCUUCCCAAGGAGGGAAGGCUGUGUAGGCAGGCGCCCUGCUCCCACCCGCAGGGGCUGUUCACGGGCAGAGCCGAGGGAGAAAGGCUACAGGGACUGGCCCACAGGGAGCCCAGGGCAGCAGGCCACCAGCUCCCGAGCAUGGACCUUGGCCCCCACGCUGCCACCCCCACCGUCCGCCAGGACCGCAUCACGUGACGCUGCGUGACCCGAGCGAGGCCGGCCUACUUUCGGGAAGUGGCUGCCUGGGGUCAGACGGAGGUCAGCAGGGUUCACCCGCCUCCUGCCUCCAUCCAGCCUGGUCCGUAAGCAGCCACUUUGCACUGAGCACUUGCUGCCCCCCAAGUCCUUUUGACAGAACACAGGCCCACAACCCUCUGACCCCAGUUUUGAAACCCAAAGCCCUACGAACAGAAAGGUUUUUUGAGUUCGCCGCACAUUCACCCUGACGUGAAGUGGUGCCGUGUCCACGGGAGGAAAUAGCGACUCGACGCCGGGUCGGCCCCCCCCCCACCCCAUGCUGACAGCUGGACACGGGGCCCGCAGACAGGUGUGUCCAGGUUAGUGCAGAGCGUGCAGAUCUGAGAUGCCAGGACACGGGCCCCAGUCCUUCCAGGCCAGGCACAGCCUGUGCCCCGCCCAGCCUGCAGGUGCCUCAGGCCAACCCCCUCUCCAGCACAGGCACCAGGGCGCAUAAGGGCCCCCCCGUCACGGCUCCCCCUGCAGACCGGGUGGAGGGAGUGCAGGCCUGGCCCACCCUCAGGUGCCGCCGCUCAGUCCGCAGGCCAAGGCCAAGGCCAUGGGCCCCCCAGGCACAGGGGCCCUGGUCGGGAGCCAGGUCAGAGGGUAUAAAUAAAAGCCCUCUCGGUCUGUCUACCCUGCUCCCGCACAGGAGCCCGGGGGAGGAAAACCUCAGUGCGAGCCUCUGCCCACAGCCCCGACCUGCAGCCCAGCUGCUCAUCCCCAAACAGAAGGGAGCUUCAAACCACUUUUAAAUCUCCGGUUUCUCAGUGGUUUUGGCUACUAACUGGCUAGUUCCUGGUGGCCUCCUGGGGGCCUGGGCGGGCUGCAGGCUCUUCCCAAAGCCGCCUGCGCAGGAUCGAGUGCCUGUGGCGUUGAAAGCUCUCCCUGUGGGGCACCAGCCCGCGGGAGACCCUUCCCUCAGAGACCCUCUCGGCCGCUCCCCCGGGCACCGGGACAAAGCUCCAGUGCUCUGCCCCGCCUGGCAGCCCGCAGGCUCACGCUGCCCUUCUUCCCGGAAUGUCUGCCUCCAGGAGCUUUCGCCACAUCGCCAAGAAAUGGGAGGAACUUGGGCCGCGCAGGGAGAACCAGGAGCCAUUUGGAGUGCCCUAGAGAGUGAGCUCAGUCCUCUUCUCUAACCCAUCAAACCUCCGUCUGAGUUUGCUCGAUGCCAGGACACAAGCUCUCGCUGUACAUCAGGGCCAUUCAUUCCACCAGCACUUCCCGACGAUUGUAAUUUUUAAGUUAAUUAUCUCACUUUUGUUCACAAAAACUCUUCUAUCUUGUCAGGCUGCACAGAAGUUACACUGCAUGUCAAGUUCAUGAGUUUAAAAGCGUUGGGAUCGGA